Molecule: messenger RNA, 2271 nt
Organism: Toxorhynchites rutilus septentrionalis
Lineage: Eukaryota; Metazoa; Arthropoda; Insecta; Diptera; Culicidae
Product: synaptic vesicle 2-related protein
Exons: 8
Coding region: 454-1995 (513 amino acids)
Biological process (GO): transmembrane transport
Cellular component (GO): membrane
Molecular function (GO): transmembrane transporter activity
Source: RefSeq, a predicted model, not a curated record
CACAGAGUCCUCGGGUUGUGUGCAUUGUUUUGAUUUUCAUCACGAUCAGCUGAAUUAGGAUCGCGGGACUCAGGGAUUCGUCAUUUCCGAUGUGGUCACAUUCGGUUUCGGUGGGUCAUGCAUCGCGGAUGAUCUUACCAUCCGAUCGAUCCGACUAGCUCCGGUAGACAUCUUGGCCACUUUCUAUAACUGUAAACGAACACUAUUGCUUCUGUUAGGUGAAUUUACGAUCGCUUUUCCCUCGAAGAAAACGGAGAUAACGGUGGACUAGUUCAUGUGCUAAUUGAUGUUAAAAAAAAAAACCUCCCAAAAUAAAUCAAAUAUUUUUGGGAACGGCAAUCAAUUCAACGGUUUCGGAAACGCUGCCGCCAACGACGUCACGGGCUGGAAUGUGUCACUAAACGCAAUAGCGUUAGGGAGGAAAGCUGAAAAAGUUUGACGUUUCACGUCGAAAUGAAACCGAGGCGGACAGGCGCAACGCGCGGAUAUGAGGAAAUGGAUGGCGCUAACGUUCCCGGCUACGGUGGGGUCACAAAUGGAACGAGCGGAUCGGUGACCAGAACAGACGCAGCCAGUGAUCCGUCGAGUCCGAUCAACAAUGGUGGCGCCCCACCGGAAUUCGAACUGGCUUCGGUUAGUGUUGUACCCGACGAUACGUUCACGGUGACCCAGGCGGUCAAUGCGCUUGGUUUUGGGUGGUUUCAAGUGAAACUCUCCCUAUGCGUGGGACUAUGUUGGAUGGCCGACUCGAUGGAAAUGACCAUUUUGAGCGUCUUGGGACCGGCACUACACUGCGAUUGGGGCAUUACGCGAUAUCAGCAGGCACUCGUCACCACGGUCGUAUUCUUGGGGAUGAUGUUGAGCUCCACAUUUUGGGGACACCUGAGUGAUCGCUACGGAAGGAAGCCUGCCCUCACACUUUGUGGCGUGUUAUUAUUCUUGUACGGAUUGCUGAGUUCAGUGGCGCCCAGCUUUGGGUGGCUUCUACUGCUGCGAGGACUAGUCGGAUUCGCCAUUGGUUGUGUCCCACAAUCCGUCACGUUAUAUGCGGAAUUUCUCCCAACGAAACAACGCGCCAAAUGCGUCGUAUUAUUAGAUUGUUUCUGGGCAUUGGGCGCAUGCUUCGAGGUAGCGCUAGCACUCGCCGUUGGACCGAACCUUGGCUGGCGUUGGCUUCUAGGUCUCUCGGCAGCACCACUGUUUGCAUUUGCCGUCAUAACCCCAUGGUUACCAGAAUCAGCGCGAUAUCAUGUUACCAGUGGACAAAGCGACAAGGCGUUGGCCACUCUCGAGCAGAUCGCCAAAGACAACAAGCGACCGAUGCUUCUCGGGCGACUUGUAGUGGAAGGUCCCAGCGGAUCGCGAGGCAGCGUAAAGGCGCUGCUGGGCAGCUCCCUAAGGCGAACCACCCUGCUACUGUGGUUCAUAUGGAUGUCCUGCGCGUUCUGCUACUAUGGACUGGUGCUCAUGUCCACCGAACUGUUUGGAGGAAAAAAUAAAACUAUCCAGCCGGAUAUGGAGAACGACUGUCACCCGCUGGCCACGACCGAUUAUAUGGAUCUUCUGUGGACGACGCUGGCGGAGUUCCCCGGGAUUUUCGCUACCAUCUAUGUGAUAGAGAAAUUUGGCCGCAAGAAGACGAUGGCCUUGCAGUUCCUGUUCUAUGCCGGAUGCGUUCUGCUUAUUACCGUGACCGAUGUCCGAGUUUUUCUCACGAUCAUUUUGUUCAUGGCACGAGGUGUGAUCGCGGGUCUCUUCCAAGCGGCAUACGUGUACACCCCUGAAGUGUAUCCGACGGCGUUGCGAUCGGUGGGGGUUGGCGGCUGCUCGGCUCUGGCGAGGCUUGGCGCAAUGGCCACUCCCUACGUGGCUCAGGUGCUGUUCCAGGCGUCGGUGUGGAGUGCCGUUUCGGUGUAUGGGUUCUUCGCUGUUUGCGCCAGCGUCGCCUGCAUUCUUCUUCCCUACGAAACUAGAGGCGCCGAUAUGGCCGCAUAGUUGCACCUGAAUCAUGAAUGGAUAGGGAACGCAACUUUCUCUCAAUCCUUACGCACAUUCGUUAAAGAAAACGAUUAAAAAACCGGACACAAUAAUACCUCUUCGCAGAAAGGAAACGAAACCUUUUGUUACUGUUAUUAUUUUUGCUUUUUUUUUUAUUAAACAAGUCUUUUGCUAGAUUUAGGAAGUGUGUUUGUAUAUAUAAACAUUUAUUUAUUUAUAUUAAAUAUUUAUUGCUAUGAAUAAAAACCUAUUUCACCUGUGUAGAACACAUUA